GGUUUGGUGACCGGGGAGAGGCUGUAACUCCUGCGUGACCAUGGUACCUGUUGAAAACACAGAGGGCCCCAAUCUGCUGAGCCUGAAAGGGAGACAGGCGGAGACCGAUGGCAGCUGCGGAACCCGAGGCGGCCGGCAUCCUGCCUGCGUGGGAGACUGCAGCAUGUUUAUCUUCCUGACAUCUGUCACCGCCGCUGUCAGUGGCCUCCUGAUGGGUUAUGAACUCGGGCUCAUCUCUGGGGCUCUCCUGCAGAUCCGAACUCUACUAGCCCUGACCUGCCAUGAGCAGGAGAGGGUGGUGAGCUCUCUCCUCAUCGGAGCCUUCCUUGCAUCUCUCACAGGAGGCUUCCUCAUAGACAGGUAUGGCCGAAGGCUUGCGAUCAUCCUGUCCUCCUGUCUACUUGGGCUCGGAAGCUUGGUCUUGAUACUCAGUUUGUCCUACACAAUGCUUAUUGUGGGACGCAUUGCCAUAGGGGUCUCCAUUUCCCUCUCUUCCAUCGCCACUUGUGUGUACAUCGCAGAGAUUGCCCCACCACACAGAAGAGGCCUUCUGGUGUCACUCAAUGAGCUGAUGAUUGUCACCGGCAUCCUUUUCGCUUAUAUUUCAAAUUAUGCAUUUGCCAACGUUGCCCAGGGCUGGAAGUACAUGUUUGGCCUCGUUAUUCCCUUGGGAGUUUUGCAAGCGAUCGCCAUGUACUUCCUUCCGCCAAGCCCUCGGUUCCUGGUGAUGAAAGGACAAGAGGAAGCUGCUAGCAAGGUUCUGGGAAAGUUAAGAGGGAUUGCAGAUGCCACCGAGGAGCUCACGAUGAUCAAGUCAUCCUUGAAAGAUGAGUAUCAGUACAGUUUUGGGGAUCUGUUUCGUCCCAAGGACAACAUGAGGACCCGAAUCAUGAUCGGUCUCACCUUAGUAUUUUUUGUACAAGUCACUGGACAGCCAAACAUAUUAUUCUAUGCAUCAACUGUGUUGAAGUCUGUUGGCUUCCAAAGCAAUGAGGCAGCUAGCCUGGCCUCUACUGGGGUUGGGGUGGUCAAGGUGGUAAGCACCAUCCCAGCCACUCUUCUGGUAGACCACAUCGGAAGCAAAACCUUCCUGUGCAUCGGCUCCUCCGUGAUGGCGGCCUCCUUGCUGACCAUGGGCAUCGUGAACCUCAACAUCCAUAUGAAUGUCACCACCAUCUGCAGGAAUCCCAAUCAUGGUAACCAGUCCUUGGAUGAGACUGUGUUUUUUGAAGCUGGAAAUCUGUCAACCAGCAACAGUACUGUCAAAGAGCACUUUAAAGGGACCACUUCUCACAUGGGGAGCUCGCUUGCACCUACAGGAAGUGACAUGGGUAAGAGAGAGGAGAUGACGUCCACGUCUUGGCCAAAUGUUGGUCGAAGCCACACUGAAUACCAGAUGGUCACAGACCCUGCCCCCGUCCCAGCUGUUUUGAAGUGGCUGUCCUUAGCCAGCUUGCUGGUUUACGUGGCUGCUUUCUCAAUUGGUCUAGGACCAAUGCCCUGGCUGGUGCUUAGCGAGAUCUUUCCUGGUGGCAUCAGAGGACGGGCCAUGGCUCUAACUUCCAGCAUGAACUGGGGUAUCAAUCUCCUCAUCUCACUGACCUUUCUGACAGUCACCGAUCUUAUUGGCCUGUCAUGGGUAUGCUUUCUUUAUACAACCAUGAGUCUAGCAUCCCUCGUGUUUGUUAUUUUGUUUAUACCUGAGACAAAAGGGUGCUCUUUGGAACAAAUAUCAAUGGAGCUAGCAAAAGCGAACUAUGUGAAAAACAACAUUUGCUUUAUGAGUCAUCACAAAGAAGAGUUAGUUCCAACACAGCUUCAAAAAAGAAAACCCCAGGAGCAGAUCCCAGAGUGUAAAAAGCUGUGUGGGAGCGAAGAGCCACGGCAGCUUUCUCUAGACCCCUGACAGCCUCAAGACCUUACACAUGCGGACACAGCACAAGAACACUACAAUACUUGUGGAGUGUCUCUGUACCAACACACAUGGGUCACUCCCAUGCCUUUCUUCCAGGAACUGUUUUUAAGAGACACACUGACAUUAUAAACAUACCCAAUAUUUAAUUGCUUUUCCCUGUAAGGAACUACAAGAGAUAGAUGACUGACUUAUAAGGACCUAAGCAAUAUUUAAUUAUGAACAAGGCAUUAGGUUACACACACACACACACACACAAAACCAACAGACUCAACACUUUCUGCUUUUUCACAGAGCAGUCUUUAAAAGACCAGGUCCUAGUGUUGAGAUCUACCUUUUU
Messenger RNA from Dipodomys ordii (Ord's kangaroo rat), 2252 nucleotides. RefSeq names its product solute carrier family 2 (facilitated glucose transporter), member 12 (gene Slc2a12). The transcript has 5 exons. NCBI's taxonomy places the organism in Eukaryota, Metazoa, Chordata, Mammalia, Rodentia, Heteromyidae. Gene Ontology annotation, cellular component: membrane. The record is from RefSeq and is a predicted model, not a curated record. The coding region runs from base 41 to 1906 and encodes 621 amino acids. Gene Ontology annotation, molecular function: transmembrane transporter activity. Gene Ontology annotation, biological process: transmembrane transport.